This is a messenger RNA of Salvia miltiorrhiza (redroot sage), 1940 nucleotides long. RefSeq names its product probable transcription factor GLK1. Gene Ontology annotation, molecular function: DNA-binding transcription factor activity; transcription cis-regulatory region binding. The record is from RefSeq and is a predicted model, not a curated record. Gene Ontology annotation, biological process: positive regulation of DNA-templated transcription. The transcript is spliced from 8 exons. Gene Ontology annotation, cellular component: nucleus. Lineage: Eukaryota; Viridiplantae; Streptophyta; Magnoliopsida; Lamiales; Lamiaceae. The coding region runs from base 408 to 1523 and encodes 371 amino acids.
UGAAGCCACAAACCAAAUAACGUCGUUAUGAUCACAAGCUUUUUGCAGGCACUCACACAUUCUCACUCAUAAACUCAUUAAUGACUCUUAGCUCUGAGAGAGAGAAGAAAAGUGGAGGCGAUCAGAGCCGCGCAGGCGCAGCAACUGCCAUCGAACUCAGCGCUAGCUCACGUGACCGAUCUCUGCUGAAAUCGCAACUCGCCGAUCCAAAGAAGCACCGUUCGCCGCCGCUGAUUUCGAGCUGCCGUCGCUCAGGUCCGCGCGCAUGCCACCGCGGCCGUCGGAGACGGAGGAAACGCGAGGAUCUCUCGGAGAAGUUGGCGCGGCGCUGAGAGAGUGCUGCGGCUGCGGAGUCUGAUCCUGGACGGCAGCGAGUUACGCUCAGAGAGCAUGAGCUGGAUUUGGAGAUGGACCCAAAAAAUCAUGCUCAAAUCUCUUCUAGAGCUGGUGAUGAAUCAGAGAUGAGUUCUAAUGCUACUGGAUUGGUACAAGUUGACACAAUUGAUGAAGGAAAAGGAAAUAUUUUUAUUAAAGAAGAAAAGGCUCCUGCUGUUUCUGCCUCGGCAUCAGCCUCAAACCAUGGUUCGGGGUCAAGCAUAGUUCAGGGAGAGGAAACUGUGAGUAUAAGGGAAAAAUUGGUGGCUAAUUUGUAUCCCAGAAAAGUUGAUAAAGGAAGAAAAUCAUCAGCUCAUAUAAACAAUUCUUCAGGGAAGAGGAAAGUGAAGGUGGAUUGGACACCCGAGCUGCACAAACAGUUUGUUCAAGCAGUUGAACAGCUUGGUGUGGACAAGGCCGUGCCUUCAAAGAUUCUUGAGCUUAUGGAAACUGAUUGUCUUACUCGCCAUAAUAUUGCCAGCCAUCUUCAAAAAUAUCGAUCUCAUAGGAAACAUUUGCUAGCUCGAGAAGCAGAGGUAGCAACAUGGAGCCGGAAGCGGCAGCUAUACAGAACCACAGGGAGCACAGGCAAGAGUGAUGCAAAUUCUUGGGCUGUACCCGCCACGGGAUUCCCUCCAGUGACAUCAGUGUCUCGUUCUAGACCCUUCCAUGUUUGGGGUCAUCCAUCACCAAACCAAUCGUUAGUUUAUAUGUGGCCUGGUUAUCCAGCCUCAUCACCCUCUCCUCCUGCUUGGGGUGCCGGACAUUCUCCGGCACCACCUCUAACUGGGGACCCUUCUUUCUGGAAUUGUCACCACCAAGAUGUUCCUGCACAAGGAAUGCCUUGCUAUCCCUCACAUUUUCCUCAACCGACAUUUGUCACUCCCCCAGUCCCAGGACUACCACCUUCUUCUAUAUACAGAGUGGCACCAAGCAUUGGUGUCCCUGUCGGCCUGACUGGACAAAAACCGGUUCAACCACUAAUGGACUCUCACCUGUCUCCAGAGAGCAUAGAUGCAGUCAUUGGGGACGUUCUAUCCAAGCCAUGGCUGCCGCUGCCACUUGGACUCAAACCCCCGUCCACAGACAGCGUCGUGGUGGAGCUGCAACGUCAAGGAAUAUCAAAGAUACCACCAACCUGCGCUUAAGCAGUUUGCUACCUACUCCUAGCUGCAGAGUUUACAGCCAAUAUAGCAGAAGUAAAAUCUCUCCCACAUAACUUAGAUGGAAAUAAUCUCUAUGUGCAUAACUUAUCUCCUCCGCCCCUCAGCUCUCCGUUCUUCGUUUCAUUUGCUCGAUCUAGCUGAACUGAGCUAUAUUCCAGCGAAAGUUCUUAUAUGAAUCGCGUGUGCAUAGAUUAUGCCGACGUCUUUGACACCAGAUUCAUAUGAAUUUUCCCUAUAAGUGGAAGUAUGAAAGUGGAAUGUUGUCAAAAUAUUUGUAAAUGAGGGCUUUAAUCCAACAGUAGUCUCAACUGAGGAGUGAGGACCAUCAACUGCAUGGCCCCCUUGCUUUUUUCUGUUUUGCCUUUCACAUGUUAUCUGAUUUUCAUGAUUUUAGAUCCA